AUGCAGAUUGCCUCUGUCUCUGGUUUUAGCCUUCUUUUGGGAAUGUCAAGCGCAUUGGAAACUCUAUGUGGGCAAGCUUAUGGCGCAGAACAAUAUCAAAAACUUGGAAUUCUAACUCAAACCGCAAUAUUCAGUUUAAUCUUAGUUUGCAUUCCAAUUUCUAUAAUAUGGAUAUUCAUGGGAAAGGUUCUUGUUUCGAUCGGGCAAGACCCGAUAAUUUCAUAUGCUGCUGGUAAAUUUAUACUAUGGCUUCUUCCUGCACUCUUCGGCCAUGCGAUUCUUCAGCCACUUAUUCGAUAUUUUCAAAUGCAAAGCCUGAUAAAACCUAUGUUGAUUAGUUCUUGUAUAACUCUGUGUUUCCAUAUACCUGUGUGUUGGGUAUUAGUAUUUAAGUCGGGACUCGAAAAUGUUGGAGCUGCAUUAGCAAUGUGUAUUUCAAUCUGGGUGAAUGUGAUCGUCCUUGGACUAUUCAUGAAAUACUCUUCUGCUUGUGAUGAAACUCGUGCCCCGAUUUCUAUGGAGUUAUUCCAUGGGAUUGGAGAAUUCUUUCGCUUCGCUAUCCCUUCUGCGGCAAUGGCAUGCCUCGAAUGGUGGACAUUUGAGCUAGUUAUCUUGCUCUCAGGACUCUUACCAAAUCCACAGCUUGAAACUUCUGUUUUAUCCGUCUGUCUUGCAACUCUUAACACACUCUAUGCAAUACCGUUUGGGUUCGGUGCUGCAGUAAGCACAAGAGUGUCGAAUGAAUUAGGAGCAGGGAAGCCACAAGCUGCUCAGAUUGCUGUUUAUGUUGUAAUGUUUCUUGUCGUAGUGCAAACAACUAUAGUAAGUAGUGCACUAUUUGCCAGCCGUCGUGUAUUCGGUUACAUUUUCAGCAACGAAAAGGAAGUAGUGGAUUACGUUACAACCAUCUCUCCUCUGGUUUGUUUGUCAUUUGCAAUGAGCAGCUUGGAAGCAGUGCUUUCAGGAAUUGCAAGGGGGAGUGGAUGGCAGCAUAUAGGAGCUUAUGUCAAUCUAGGCGCCUUCUAUGUUUUUGGGAUUCCGGUUGCUGCUUUUUUGGGUUUCGGGUUAAAGUUAAGAGGUGUAGGCCUUUGGGUUGGUGUACAAGUUGGCGCCUUUGUACAAGUACUUCUACUUUCUAUUGUUACAGGUUGUGUUAAUUGGGAAAAACAGGCAAGGAAUGCAAGAGAAAUAGUCGGUAAAGGUAAUUGUUCCAUUGAUAAUGGAACAAUGUGAAUUGCAAGAUACACUUUAGGAAUUACAUUUACGUUUUGCCAAAUGAAUUUGAUAAUGGAAAAAUGUGAAUUUCAAGAUACUCUUCCUCUUGUUCACCACAUAUUUUUAUAUUAUUGAGUUGAACAUCUAAUUA
Molecule: messenger RNA, 1366 nt
Organism: Mercurialis annua (annual mercury)
Lineage: Eukaryota; Viridiplantae; Streptophyta; Magnoliopsida; Malpighiales; Euphorbiaceae
Product: protein DETOXIFICATION 12-like
Exons: 8
Coding region: 1-1233 (410 amino acids)
Biological process (GO): xenobiotic detoxification by transmembrane export across the plasma membrane
Cellular component (GO): membrane
Molecular function (GO): antiporter activity; xenobiotic transmembrane transporter activity
Source: RefSeq, a predicted model, not a curated record